Molecule: messenger RNA, 1317 nt
Organism: Galeopterus variegatus (Sunda flying lemur)
Lineage: Eukaryota; Metazoa; Chordata; Mammalia; Dermoptera; Cynocephalidae
Gene: SEC13
Product: SEC13 homolog (S. cerevisiae)
Exons: 9
Coding region: 25-993 (322 amino acids)
Biological process (GO): COPII-coated vesicle budding; protein import into nucleus; positive regulation of TOR signaling
Cellular component (GO): COPII vesicle coat; nuclear pore outer ring
Molecular function (GO): structural molecule activity; protein binding
Source: RefSeq, a predicted model, not a curated record
GCCGCCGCCGCCGCCGCCGCAGCCAUGGUGUCAGUAAUUAACACUGUGGAUACCUCCCAUGAGGACAUGAUUCAUGAUGCCCAGAUGGACUACUAUGGCACCCGCCUGGCAACCUGCUCAUCAGACAGGUCUGUCAGGAUCUUCGAUGUGCGCAACGGAGGGCAGAUCCUCAUCGCCGACCUCAGGGGUCAUGAGGGUCCUGUGUGGCAAGUGGCCUGGGCCCACCCCAUGUAUGGCAAUAUUCUGGCAUCCUGCUCCUAUGACCGGAAAGUCAUUAUCUGGAAAGAGGAAAACGGCACCUGGGAGAAGACCCACGAGCACUCAGGACACGACUCCUCAGUGAAUUCUGUGUGCUGGGCCCCCCAUGACUACGGCCUGAUCCUGGCCUGCGGGAGUUCGGAUGGGGCCAUCUCCCUGCUGACCUACACCGGCGAAGGCCAGUGGGAAGUGAAGAAGAUCAACAAUGCCCACAGCAUUGGCUGCAAUGCUGUCAGCUGGGCCCCUGCUGUUGUACCUGGAAGCCUCAUAGAUCAGCCAUCUGGGCAAAAGCCCAAUUACAUCAAGAAGUUUGCGUCAGGUGGCUGUGACAACCUCAUUAAGCUGUGGAAGGAGGAGGAGGACGGCCAGUGGAAGGAGGAGCAGAAGCUGGAAGCACACAGUGACUGGGUUCGAGACGUGGCCUGGGCUCCCUCCAUUGGCCUGCCCACCAGCACCAUCGCCAGCUGCUCCCAGGAUGGUCGUGUGUUCAUUUGGACCUGUGAUGAUGCCUCAGGCAAUAUGUGGUCUCCCAAGUUGCUGCACAAGUUUAAUGAUGUUGUGUGGCACGUGAGCUGGUCCAUCACAGCCAAUAUCUUGGCCGUCUCAGGUGGAGACAAUAAGGUCACCCUGUGGAAGGAGUCGGUUGAUGGGCAGUGGGUGUGCAUCAGUGAUGUCAACAAGGGCCAGGGCUCUGUGUCAGCUGCAGUCACAGAGAGCCAGCAGAACGAGCAGUGACCAGACAAGCAGGGUCUGACACCCCCCCCACCUGCCUACUCCAGGACUGCCCCUUUCUGGGCCAGCUGACCAAACACCUGGGAAGAAGAGCUCUCAACUCCAACAAGUAGUUACAAAUGCAACCACAGAUUGAUCAUCUGCCUUAACAUGAUUUGAUAUGGUUUGUAAUUUACUGUCCAGCUGAGGACACUCAUGAGGAAGAAACUACAAAUGAUCUUCAAAUCUAUUAUUUUCGAAUAUUUGGGGCCAUUUUUAUGUACCUUUGGGUUCAGGCAUUAUUGUGGGGGGGGGGGUCCAAAGUAAAUAAAAUCACAUUGCUUAUAA